This is a messenger RNA of Iphiclides podalirius (scarce swallowtail), 765 nucleotides long. Lineage: Eukaryota; Metazoa; Arthropoda; Insecta; Lepidoptera; Papilionidae. The record is from the annotation of a GenBank genome assembly.
AUGUCUCGAACGCUCCUGACAACGUUGCUGUUCGCCUGUAUAGCUCUAGAGGUCACACCAAAGCCCGCCAGCGUGGCUUCAACACAAUACCUGCCAUUUUACGGAGGCGCUAAAGGGCAAUAUUUAGAGGUACAAAAAGACACUAAAGGCUUCGUUGUCAGCGAGAAAAUUGUGGCCGAAGAGAGUAUUACCAGCGAGAAUGUUGUGAAAAACAAUAAUGACAGCCUCCUGUCCAGGAUGCUUGCAGCGAACUUGCAGAGUCUACAGACAUUGGCAAGCAACGCGCUGAAGCUGCACACCUUGGGACGUAAAACGGGUUUCCUUGGAAACAAUGACAUGGCCAGAUUUAAGAGCCAGCUUUCGUCACUCGGCGAGACGGCGUCAAAUACGAUAAAGCUGAUCGAAGAGAUAGGAGACAAUGCUGAAUCUCUGUUUAAUUCUAACGUCACGCUGCUGAGGCGUUACGAGGAUAACUACGAUGAGGAUAUUAGUCAAGAGGGUAUAGGAGUCGACGCACCUGAUACUGAUGAAGAUGGUCUAACCGAUGCGAGAAUAGCUGAAGCUAAGCCUAUUGGCUUGGCGGUGAUUGGUGAGACUGGUCUAGCAGCCUCUCGGCCGGUAGGAACUGCAGUGGCAACCAGUGGAGUGGCAUUGGCGCGUCCCAUAGGCACAGCUAUCGCAGGCAUUGACCCCACCCUUCUGGGCAUCAACUACCAAAUAAACCAAUUCAGACAAGCCCCAAUAACACACAAGAAAAGACGCCAA